AUGGACCAGUUCAUCGGAAAAAAAUAUAAACUGAAAACUUCGGAAAAUUUCGACGAAUAUCUCAAAUAUAUCGGUGUUGGAUUUUUAUCGCGGAAAACUGCAAACUCAGUGUCGCCUGUGUGCUCACUGACCUUAAAUGACGAUGGCUCAUAUACCCUGUCGAUGCUGACAACAUUUAGGAACGUAUUCAUUAAAUUUAAGUUAAACGAAGAGUUUAUCGAAGAGAGAGCGGAUGGAACGAAGGUUAAGUCGACAAUGGUCAUAGAAGGUAACAAAUUAAUACAGAUUCAAAUUGAAGACAACGGAAGGAAGUCAAUGCACAUCAGAGAAUUCACACCAACUACAUUAACAGUGACUUCCACAGCUGAGGGCUGGGACGGUAAAUGCGUGAGAGUUUAUGAAAUUGUAGAU
Molecule: messenger RNA, 411 nt
Organism: Iphiclides podalirius (scarce swallowtail)
Lineage: Eukaryota; Metazoa; Arthropoda; Insecta; Lepidoptera; Papilionidae
Source: the annotation of a GenBank genome assembly